AUGCGCUCCUCAGGAUUGAGUCUGCUGCUGUUGGCAGCACUGUUGGCGUCUGCCCUGGCAGCCGUCUCCUACAGGGGACACAAAGUCUACCGUCUGGUGCCGACGGAGGAGCAGCUGCAGACGCUGUCUCAGCUGCGGGAGCACCCGGCGCUCGACUUCUGGUCGCGAGCUCACCGUGCCGGCCACCCCGUGGACGUGAGGGUGCCGCCCCACGUGCACGACCACUUCCGAGCAUUCCUCGAUCGCCAAGGAGUGCUGCACAACGUCCUCAUUGAUGACCUCGAACAGAUCUUCGAAAAGGAGCGAAAUCUGACGCUAGUGAGAUCCAUCCCCAAAAGCCCCGAGGAGCGCAUAUCAUUCACCGAAUACCAACGCUACGAUGAUAUCCGGCAGUACCUGUCGCAGCUGGCAUCAAGCUAUCCCAGUACAGUGACAGUGCAGACUAUCGGACAGACGUACGAGGGUCGCCCUCUGGAUAUCAUCCAGAUAUCCUCUGGAGGCGGCGGCUCCAGGCCGGUCAUCCUGAUCGACGCCGGCAUCCACGCCAGGGAGUGGAUCGCGCCAGCUGCCGCCCUCUACGUCAUCAACCAGCUGGUCGAGAACGCAGCCGAGAGCGCGCUCACAGACAGCGUCGACUGGCACAUCAUCCCCGUGCUCAACCCUGAUGGUUACGAGUACACUUUCACAAACGAGCGUUUGUGGAGGAAGACCCGAUCAACAACAACAUCUCCUGAUUGCCCGGGAGUGGACGGCAACAGAAACUUUGACUUCCACUGGAAUGAGGCCGGCGCCGACAGCUAUCCCUGCUCUGAUGUUUACGCUGGUCCUCAGGCGUUCUCGGAGUCUGAGACGCAAGCUCUCAGAGACUACAUCCUGGCCAACGCCGACCGCAUCAAGCUUUACCUAACGUUCCAUAGCUACGGACCCUACAUACUCUACCCGUGGGGUUACACUAGCGAACUGCCUGACGACUGGGAAACUUUGGACGCCUUGGCACAACAAGCGAACGCCGCCCAGGAAGCAGCCGGCGGUCCCAGCUACACCAUUGGCAGCUCUACAAACGUCUUGUACGCAGCAGCCGGCGGCAGUGAUGACUGGACCAAAGGCGUUGGCGGAGUAGCCCUCUCCUACACCAUCGAACUUCCCUAUGGCGGCUCGUACGGUUUCGAUCCUCCAGCGUCAGACAUCCUCAAAUUGGUGACGCCAUUCUUUGAAGCAGUACGCGUCUAUGGGGAAUACAUUGCUGAUAACUAUGGAUAAAA
Molecule: messenger RNA, 1262 nt
Organism: Schistocerca nitens (vagrant locust)
Lineage: Eukaryota; Metazoa; Arthropoda; Insecta; Orthoptera; Acrididae
Product: carboxypeptidase B-like
Exons: 9
Coding region: 1-1260 (419 amino acids)
Biological process (GO): proteolysis
Molecular function (GO): zinc ion binding; metallocarboxypeptidase activity
Source: RefSeq, a predicted model, not a curated record